Messenger RNA from Carica papaya (papaya), 1260 nucleotides. Its product is annotated as protein TIFY 11B-like. Gene Ontology annotation, biological process: regulation of defense response; response to wounding; regulation of jasmonic acid mediated signaling pathway. The record is from RefSeq and is a predicted model, not a curated record. Gene Ontology annotation, cellular component: nucleus. Lineage: Eukaryota; Viridiplantae; Streptophyta; Magnoliopsida; Brassicales; Caricaceae.
CCUCUCAAAUGCAUAAUAAUCUGCUCCUUCCCAUUUAAAUAUCCCACAGAUCAACCUUUCUAGCUCUGAAGAAAUCGGACGCUUGAGUUUCAGAGAAGACAAACAUGUCGAAUCUAGACCAAAGGUCUGGCAAGGCGCCGGAAAAGCCUAAUUUUUCUCAGAAAUGUAAUCUCUUGAGCCGGUACUUGAAGGAGAGAGGGAGCUUUGGAGAUAUCAGCCUUGGCAUCACUGGGAAAAUUGAGCCCAAAGGUCAAGAAAUUUCUAACAAGCUUCCGGGAACGACGACAAACAACUUGUUGCCUAACAUGGAAAAUUCAACUGAGGAUUCAAGACAAAACGUCGUCGCAUCAUCCCCCAAUGUGAAACCUGGAGAUUUCUUUCAACACCUUUCUUCUGCCUCUGCUUCCAUCAAAGACACCUCCAUCACCACCACUAUCAAUAAUGGUGAUUUAAGGAAACCAUCAGUGGCGGCGGAGGCAGAUCCUGCUCAACUGACCAUUUUUUAUGCCGGACAUGUCCUGGUAUACAAUGACUUUCCGGCUGACAAGGUCAAGGAGAUAAUGGAGCUAGCUAAGCAAGGAAGCUCUAGUAUUAACAAUGCCAGUAUUGGUAAUGACAGAAUUAAUAACCCGGCCUCUGGCAAUCCUGUUGUUCCUGAUUUGAAUGUUCCUUCCACAUCUGGGAAUGAACAUAAUACCCAACUUCACCAUAUAGAACGUAUAGCACGAAGAGCUUCACUUCACCGUUUCUUCGCCAAACGAAAGGACAGGGUUGCUGCAAAAGCGCCAUACCAAGUAAAUCACCAUAAUGGUGGUCUUCAUCCUCCCAAACCGGAGGAUGUCAACCUGUUACCUGAGGAAGGUCAAUCAUCACGAGGCGUAAACCAUGAAGCUUCGAAGCAGCUGAUUCCGGAACCAAAUGAUCAUCUAGAAAAUGCUAUGCAGGAGGAAGGACAAUGUUCAAAGCAUCUUGACCUAAGGUUAUAGAAAAGAUUUGUUCGAUAAUCUUGUAGGUUAGGAUACCAAUAGCUUUUACUCAUUUAGUUCAAUUAGUCCACAUUUGAUCAAAUAGAAACUUGUUUAUGUAUACAUAUUCUUCUUUUCCAAUGGGAGUAUAUAAGAUGAUUUUUCUAUUCUUAUUCUCAUGGACCCAUGUAUGCUUUGUAUCUUAUUUUCAUGUUCUUGUGUAAUGCAUGAAGGUUAAGCUUGAUUCAAGAUCAAUUUCUAGAGUAUGAAUGAUAAUGAAUACCAUGGUCAACAA